UCCAGUUGCUACUCCCCUGAUGUUGAUAUACACAUCGUCAAUAAUAAAUCUUUAACCAUGGAAGUUUUAACAACUUCGCGCCCGGAACUGUUUCCCGUCAUAUCUCGCUGUGAAACCCGCUGCAGAUUAAGUUCCUCCUUAUGGAAAAUGUCAUUAAUUUGUGGCGAAAGUAGAAUACCUACAUCGAUUAGCAUGAGGACGAAUCUCACAUUUAACCCUCGCCGGAUUUGUGGAUAUUGCAAUACUCCUUAUUCAAUAUUCAUCAGUUACACUGCACUUCUCAAUGGAAAGAAGAUAGAGGCUUUUAGCAUCCUAAAGGUGGUACUACCAGAACUUUCAGCAGUGAUAAAAGGCAGGCAGGAGACUAGUAAAGGAGAGUUAGGUGAAGUAGUCUUAGAUGCUUCGCAGUCACAUGAUCCGGAUGGCCUGGCCCAUGGAGUGCUUCAUUUUAAUUGGUUUUGUGGCCAGAAGAAAGACGAUAUGUCUCUGAAGGAGGGCUGCAGUUACGGAAAGAUGACCCAAAACGGAACAAUUUUGGUCGUUAAUGUUGCUGGACUAAAGUCAAAGCAGAGCUAUUAUUUCAGAGUUCUAAUUUCAAAGGGAAACAGGAGAAAAAUAGCAACUCACGUACUUAAGGUGAAUCCAGCUGUUAACUUCACUUUCAGAUGUAUAGCCAAUUGCGGUGAUAAGGUCGUUCAAUCCAAACCGUUGAAGCUCAACCCUAAAUGUGAGGGGAAACUAUGCAAUUUGACCAGGAAUAUAACAUGGUUUGUCUACAUUCUUCACACCACAAACCAUAGCCGUAGAUGGAAAAAUAUACCAUCAUUUACUCGUUCAACUCCAAGAGAAUUGAGAAUGUUUUGCUUGAAGGCAUUUCACUUAUGGAAUAGUUCUGAUGAAACCAGAGAACCUCGGAUAAAGAUCAACGCUACGAUUGAAAUUCAAGUUAAACAUGAUUUGAUCCUCGAAGGCCACGAAAAAGAGUUUAUUAUGAAUUCCUUUCCCAUGAGAAAUGAAGUUGGCUGUACUGUCACGCCUAAUGACGGUUUCGCAGUGGAAACGUUAUUCAAUAUAACUUGCGUUGGAUGGGGUGACGAGGAUCAACCCCUAAGGUAUGAGUAUCGCUACAACACAAAGGCUGGUAUAGUGAUCAAUUACCCAAAGGCAAUAAAUAACACGCUGAGUACAUAUUUUCCCGGGGGGGAUAGAGCAAAGGACUUUGAGUUACUGGUGGACGUUCGUGUUACGGAUAAACUUGGAAAUAUGGCAACUAGCCAAAUUAAAGUCAAGGUAAGACAAUGAUUACCAUUGUUAUUUUUAAUCAAGUAUGCUUCAUUCGACCUU
Molecule: messenger RNA, 1344 nt
Organism: Stylophora pistillata
Lineage: Eukaryota; Metazoa; Cnidaria; Anthozoa; Scleractinia; Pocilloporidae
Product: polycystin-1-like protein 2
Biological process (GO): detection of mechanical stimulus
Cellular component (GO): membrane
Molecular function (GO): calcium channel activity; protein binding; calcium ion binding
Source: RefSeq, a predicted model, not a curated record